GGCUGCAGGUACGACGGGGAAUGGAGACGGGGGCUGCCUCACGGCAAGGGUGUGAUGAAGUACGCCAACGGGGAUCAGUUCCGCGGGAGGUUCGAGGCAGGGAGCAGGAGGACAGGGAAGGGAGAAUACGUGUGGGCCAACGGCAUUGAGAGACACGUGGGAGGAGAGUUCGCGCUGGGUGAGCGAUGGGGCAUCGGAGUCACGACCAGCAAGGACGGGAGUUUUCACUCUGGUCAAUACCGAGCUGGGAGGGCACAAGGAGAGGGGCAGGAGGAGGCAAAGGGGAUCGGAAUGUUGUAUGAGGGAGAGUAUGCCAAUGGACUGCGGCAUGGGCAGGGAUGCGCGUCAACUUCGGAGGUUACUGGCUUGUUGACGCUGUUGCAGUGGAUGGAGUACGAAGGAGAGUGGGUUCUUGACACCAAGGAUGGUUUUGGGACCCUGAGGAGGAAGAGUGGAGCAGUGUUGAGCGGGCACUUCAAGAUGGAUCGAGCGCUGGGAGGAGGCGAGCUUCUCUGCCCCGACGGGAGCAGCUAUCAGGGAGAGUUCAUGAAUGGAGUGGCGGACGGGCGGGGAGUGUACCGCGGAGUCAACCGUGGAGAUGUCUAUCAGGGAGAGUUCAUGGCUGCCCACAGGCACGGGAGGGGUCGGUUGUCGUUUGCCAAUGGCGACAAGCUCGACGGGGAGUUCUGUUGGAACAAGCUUUGUGGCCGUGCUACCUUCCAGAGCUGCUGGGGAGCGAUACGAGAA
Molecule: messenger RNA, 747 nt
Organism: Guillardia theta CCMP2712
Lineage: Eukaryota; Cryptophyceae; Pyrenomonadales; Geminigeraceae
Exons: 6
Source: RefSeq, a predicted model, not a curated record